AUGCCUCCAGUUGUGCAUCGUGACAAUAAUUGGGUCUGGCUAGACGGUUCAGCAGCUGAGGCCGCUCUUCGAGCUAGAAAUUGUGGUCGAGACGCCUUCAAUCUCAACCCCUCUGCGAUGUCUCAUCCGAUGGACACUACACUGCCAGUCGGCUGUGCAAAGCCAGCUAUCCGUGGACUUUCUGGCUUCGACCCAGAUCCCCUCUCAUAUUCCGAAGCGUCACCGUAUCCAUGGUCGGCGCGGGUAGACCAACCGGCUUCUAGCCAGAUGCAGACUCAGCAUGUUCUAGAACAAUUCCACCCCAGCCCGAACCAGCCAUGCGCCACAGUUCUUAGGAAUCUGAUGCGUCAUUUCUCGCAUCCUCCAAGUGCUACAGCCUAUUUUCCAGACAGAGAGACACGUUGUCUUCAGGAUUGUCAGCAUCACAAUAGACCCUUGGAGAAAGUUGCUAGGCCCGCAGCUGAAGUUGGAGUCAACUCGUUCGGCGCAGGUGACGAUACUGGCCAACUCUGCCGGUCUGGAGACCUCUUGAGCAGAACAGCCUGUAACCAAGUGAUCACUCCCAAAAGACACAGCUCUGCAUGUGCACAGCGACAUUAUGAGGUGACUAUACAUUUAGUGACUUUGGUUGCUUCGCAAUUCGUCCCAUCUGUGGGGGCUUCUGUUGAUGAAUCUGCCGGCGUGCUGUGCUGUAUUGCAUGA
Molecule: messenger RNA, 702 nt
Organism: Protopolystoma xenopodis
Lineage: Eukaryota; Metazoa; Platyhelminthes; Monogenea; Polystomatidea; Polystomatidae
Source: the annotation of a GenBank genome assembly